CGAAGCUAUGCGAGCUGGUCUUCUUGCUCUGAGGGGCCGUGUUUGGAACACCAAUCUCUCGCAUUGAAGCAUAGAAUUCGUCAUGCAGGCCUUCAGAUCGUCAGCGCGGGUCGCGUCGCAGUUCAGGCCCACGGGUCUCCCCAGGUUCUACUCCACACAGCAGAGCUACGAGCACCUGCUGGUCUCGACGCCGAAGCCGGGUGUGGGAUUCAUCCAGCUCAACCGCCCCAAGGCCCUCAACGCCCUCUGCACGCCCCUCAUCCACGAACUCAACACCGCCCUGCGCGCCUUCCAGGCCGACUCCUCCAUCGGCGCCAUCGUGCUCACCGGCUCAGAAAAGGCCUUUGCGGCCGGCGCCGACAUCAAGGAAAUGAAGGACCUGACCUUCAGCACCGCGUACGGCGCCGACUUCAUCGAGUCGUGGUCGGACCUGGUCACGUUCCUCAAGAAGCCGCUCAUCACGGCCGUCAACGGCUACGCGCUGGGCGGCGGCUGCGAACUCGCCAUGAUGGGCGACAUCCUGUACGCGGGCCCCAAGGCCGUCUUCGGCCAGCCUGAGAUCAAGCUCGGCGUCAUCCCCGGCGCGGGCGGCUCGCAGCGCCUCACCAAGGCCAUCGGCAAGGCGCGCGCCAUGGAGUGCAUUCUCACCGGCGACAACAUCUCGGCCCAGCAGGCCGGCGAGUGGGGGCUGGCCGCGCGCGUGUUCGACACGCCCGAGGCCACGGUCGAGGGCGCGCUGGCCGCCGCGCAGAAGAUUGCGGGCUACAGCCAGAUCGCGGUCAAGGCCGCGAAGGAGGUUGUGAACAAGAGCCAGGAGCUGGGCGUGCGGGAGGGCGUCGAGUACGAGCGCAGGGUGUUCCACGGCUUGUUCGGCAGCCAGGACCAGAAGAUCGGCAUGGCGGCGUUCGCGGCCAAGGCGAAGCCCGAGUGGAAGCAUGAGUAGAGCAUGUAGACUGCGAUGCCAGUAAUUCCAGCAUCACCAAAGGGCGUGCCUCGGCAGCUCCCGAAAUACGAAGCGCGCUACCAAGUAAUCCC
Boeremia exigua is the source of this 1035-nucleotide messenger RNA. RefSeq names its product ClpP/crotonase-like domain-containing protein. Lineage: Eukaryota; Fungi; Ascomycota; Dothideomycetes; Pleosporales; Didymellaceae. Gene Ontology annotation, cellular component: mitochondrion. The record is from RefSeq and is a predicted model, not a curated record. Gene Ontology annotation, molecular function: enoyl-CoA hydratase activity. Gene Ontology annotation, biological process: fatty acid beta-oxidation. Bases 83 to 943 code for a protein of 286 amino acids. The transcript is spliced from 2 exons.